AUGUCACCGAUGGCAGGAGGAUCACGGGCGCGAGCGAGGUCCGACGACGAGGAUCCGACCGCCUCGAUCACCUCGCGCUCGGCUUCGGCGGCAUCCAGGGGGAAGAAGAGGAGAAUAGCAGCCACAACCCCGGAGGUGUCCGAAGAAUUAGAGGCGGAGAUGAGGACGAGCUCCCCGGCAGACAUCAGCGCGGGCCUAACGAUGCACGUGUCUGAAAUAAUGCACGUCGCGACGGCGUCCUCAAACCUCAAGGGGACCUACAUUAGAUCCCUGAAGAACGCGGCGAGUUACAUCACCGCCGUCUGGAACACGGAAUCCUCGAGGAGGACGAGACCAGCGCGAGGCACCGACGACGUAGACACGAGGCUGUCCGUGCUGGAAAAGGAGAACGCAGCCCUCCGCCAGGAACUAAGGAGACUGGCUGCUCGAGUCCACGAAUGCCCGCGAUGCGCCAACGCGACGUCCGAAUACGACCGUCCUCCACGAGAAGAUGGAAACGACAGGACACGCCUAGACGCCCUAGAAAGAGUAGUCCGAGAACUGGGACCCUCCAUUCUUAGGACCAUAGGGGAACAAUUCGGGGACACGCGAUGGCAACACCCCCCCGAAGCACGACCGAGCAAGGACCACUCCGUCGAUCCCCGCGCCGCCCAACCGACGUCGCCCCCAAGGGAACAGGAGGAUGGGGGCUGGGAACUGGCGGAAACAAAAAAGAAAAGAAGGAGGAAGGCGAACGGGACAAGGACAACCGUCGCCGCCGAAGGAGAGGCGGCAGGAAGAGGACCGACCGCGCCACCACCGACGCGGGCACGGCAACAGCAGCCCCAGCCCGGUAGGACGGCAGGCGCACCGAAACAGAGUGCCCCCGCAACGCAGAAAGGACCACUGAACACACUCAAGGUGGCCACGCCCCCUCGCGCACCGCGAACAUCCACGGUGACCCUGACGCUGAACGAGGGAGCGAGGAUGUCGUACGCCGACGUCCUGGAAUCGGCCAGAACAAGGAUCCCGCUUUCGGAACUCGGAAUGGAACGUCUAGAAAUGAAAAAGGCGAUGACGGGGGCCAUCAUAAUCAAAGUCCCUGGAGACAAGGACAGAGGAAAGGCGACGCUACUGGCGACGCGUCUGGCCGAGGCGCUGGACCCGACGGCGGUGAGAAUCGCCACUCCAACCAGGAUGGCGGAGCUACGAGUGACCGGGAUAGACAUCUCGGUCAAGAGGGAGGAGCUGCAGAAAGUACUGGCCUCGGCGGCAGGAUGCGGCAGCGCGGAGGUACAGGUGGGCGAGAUCGGCGCCACCAGAGGCGGCCUCGGGACGGCAUGGAUCAAGUGCCCGGCAGCAGGAGCCCGCAAGCUGGCCCAGGCAGAGAAGAUAGCCAUCGGCUGGCCAACCGCGAGGAUAAGGGCCAUCCCGAAGCGGCCGUUGCAGUGCUUCAGGUGCCUGGAACUGGGACACGUACGCGCCACCUGCGUAUCCAGCGAAGACCGAGGGCACCUGUGCUACAGGUCGAGAAGGGCGCAAGAUCUGCUCCUUCAGACCAUCCGGGAGAACGAGGUCGCCCUGGCGGCGGUGGCCGAACCACAUCGCAUUCCCGACUCGCCCAACUGGGUCGGGGACCUGAACGGAUCCGCAGGGAUAACGUGGACGGCAGCCCCGGGCGUCCUGCUGGACCGUGGCAGCGGCUUUGUCGCGGUCGAGUGGCAGGGAGCAGCGGUGGUGGCGGAGUUGCAAAAAGUGCUGGACGUGUUAGGAGAAAGGAUGAAUGCAGCUUUAGCUGAGAAACAAAAAUGUCAAGACGAAGCUGACGCUACUGCUUUAACAAUUGACCUUGCAAAUAGAUUAGUGAAUGGCUUAGCAUCCGAAAAAAUUCGGUGGACCGAGGAGGUUGAAAGUUAA
Messenger RNA from Bombus huntii, 1896 nucleotides. RefSeq lists its product as uncharacterized. Lineage: Eukaryota; Metazoa; Arthropoda; Insecta; Hymenoptera; Apidae. The record is from RefSeq and is a predicted model, not a curated record. The transcript is spliced from 4 exons. The coding region runs from base 1 to 1896 and encodes 631 amino acids.